This is a messenger RNA of Papaver somniferum (opium poppy), 903 nucleotides long. Its product is annotated as STI1-like protein. The record is from RefSeq and is a predicted model, not a curated record. NCBI's taxonomy places the organism in Eukaryota, Viridiplantae, Streptophyta, Magnoliopsida, Ranunculales, Papaveraceae. Gene Ontology annotation, molecular function: protein binding. Bases 280 to 708 code for a protein of 142 amino acids. The transcript has 7 exons.
UGGCAAGUCAUGGGAAAUUAUGGAGCUUUUACUACAGGCAGGUGCUGAUCCAAAUGCUGUAUCAUGUGGAAAUACACCUCUGAUAUUUGCAGUAAGGGAUGGACGCGUAGGUGAUAUCAAGCGCUUACUGGAAGCUGGUGCGGAUCCAAAUUAUAAAAUGAAUGGGGGGUGACAGCAUUGGAAUGUGCCGCUGCUAAGUGCAAUUAUCCAAUUAUCGGGGUUCUUUUUCCUGUGACGUCUCGCAUCCCAGCUUAUCCUGAUUGGAGCAUUGACGGGGUAAUGAAGCAUGUAAAUUCUGAUGCAUACCAAAUGCAGAGGAGAGCCUAUGCAGAGGAGAAAUUUCGUCAGGCAAAAUCAAAAGGAAGAGAUGCAUUCCAGAGAGAGGAGUAUCUUUUGGCAGCGCAUUGGUUUCAAGAGGCCCAGGCCAUUUUCUCAAAAGAUGCCGCAAUAUUAUCCAACAUGAGUGCUUGUUAUGCACGCCUGGGUGACGGAAUCAAUGCACAUGAUUAUGCCACUAAAUGCAUGUAUGAAAGGCCGGAAUGGCCUAAGGCAUACUACAGGUUAGGUGUGGCGCUCAAUAUACAGAAGAGGUAUGAUGAUGCAGCAGAUGCCUUUCUUGAGGGUUUGGAGCUCGAUCCAGGAAACAAAGAGCUUAAAGAUGCGUACAUGGAAGCUGUUGAAGCUAGAUUGAACUCUGUCGAAGUGUAACAAGAUAAUGCUGAGUAAAACGGAGAUGAAAGGAUUAAUCACUUGCGAACUAAUUAUGUUGCUCUACAAGACUACAAUCUUGAUAUCCUCAACUUCUCCUAAUGCGGCACGUUUACCUUUUGCUCAACUUCUCCUAAUGUGUCACGUUUACCUUUUGCUCAACUUAUGACUUCGUAUGUAAAUGAUUUGACAAGU